CUUCAGAUCGUGUUGAAUUCCAUUCUGAAAGCCAUGGUGCCUUUGCUACACAUCGCCCUCCUGGUGCUGUUCGUGAUCAUCAUUUAUGCCAUCAUUGGCUUGGAGCUUUUCUCUGGGAAUCUUCACCAAACGUGCUUCAACAACAGCACGGGGGAAAUGAUGGAUACGCCGAACCCGUGCGGCAUGAAGGGUUAUGACUGCAGCGAAAUGAACACCAACACCAGCGAGGAAGUCUGGGUCUGUCGCGAGUACUGGGACGGCCCGAAUUUCGGCAUCACGAAUUUCGACAACUUCGGCCUCGCCAUGCUCACUGUCUUCCAGUGCAUCACUAUGGAGGGCUGGACCGACGUUCUCUACUACUUGAUCUCAUGGUUUCAUUGGCCGGAACCUUUCGCAGAUCCAGGACGCGACCGGAAACACUUGGCAGUGGAUUUACUUCGUGUCCAUGGUAAUCCUGGGGGCGUUUUUCGUUAUGAACCUUAUUCUCGGUGUCCUCAGUGGGUGAGUGGCCAGUGUUUCCUCCACUCGUUGUCAGUCGAUAUGAUCCAUAGCCUGUCGUCGGCGUCGUUCGUCGUCGUCAUCGUCGUCAUGCCUCCUCCAUUGAAGAGACCCCAGCCCACUGAUCCCGAAAUUGCUGGCAUGGGACCCACUCGUUUCGAAAUAGAAUCUUCAACAGUCCGGGAAGUUCACAAGUGUCAUCCAAUGAUUUACGACACGCGUCUGGUGCAGUUCCUUGAACCCGUUGGACAAAGUGAGGUAUUGCCGGAAUUCGGCGAACCCGGCCCAUAA
Messenger RNA from Notodromas monacha, 789 nucleotides. The record is from the annotation of a GenBank genome assembly. Lineage: Eukaryota; Metazoa; Arthropoda; Ostracoda; Podocopida; Cyprididae.